UUAUCACCUGACUGAAAUGGGGGAAGUAGUUUAAGCCUUUCACUGCGCAUGCUUUUACCGGUGACAGUCGCUGUUAUUUGAUUGUGACUUUAGAGAAGAUUAUUCAUUUUGGAAGUGUUUGGAGCUAUGGCAGGCCGUGGUAAAUUAAUUGCUGUUAUUGGUGAUGAAGAUACGUGCACUGGCUUUUUGCUUGGAGGAGUAGGUGAAUUGAACAAAAACCGAAAGCCUAAUUUUCUUGUAGUUGAGAAAGACACAAGUGUAACUGAGAUCGAGGAGACCUUCAGGAGUUUUCUGACACGGGAAGAUAUAGGAAUUAUUCUCAUUAAUCAGUUCAUUGCUGAGAUGAUACGGCAUGCAAUCGACGCUCACAGCCUUUCCAUCCCAGCAGUGUUGGAGAUCCCAUCUAAAGAACACCCUUAUGAUCCUUCUAAGGAUUCGAUCCUGCGCAGAGCAAAAGGCAUGUUCAGUGCAGAAGACAUGCGAUGAAUGAGCCACAACAUUCCUGUAUGGCUGAACUUUGCAGCAUGACUUUUUCUUCAUCCAAAAUGAUUGAUAAAUUAUCAAGAUUGAUAAAUGCAUCUUUUUAUGUUAUUUAAGUAAUAAACAGUGGUCCACGUGUUACUAAAAAUCUUGAGUAACUGCAUGUGUAUGAUAGUUUUGUGUGACUUAAAAAUAUUUCUGCAGUGUAAUUAAUUUUCAUGUGUGUUUUGUUAUGAUUGCACAUUAAUCUUUCACGACCGGUUGUGGGGCUCUGUAGCUUGGACCAUGAGUAAAGCUUUGUCCUGCUUACUAAGUGGUGGCUUGUUCUUCCUAAUCUGUGUAUGUUCCUUUCAUAUGGUAGUACCUGCAAGCUCAACUUCAUCUGCAGCAGUACUUUACCUUGCCCAGCCAUCGCAGUAUGCUUAUUCUGUAUAGCCUUGAGUUAUUUUUGGUCAGACGGCUGCUAGAAGUAGUGCUGUCUUAAUGUUUUUUCAGAAGCUCCCUAGCCCAGCUUUGUUAUAUCUAGUUAUUUUUGUUCUAGUAAAUGUGUACACACACUGAUCAUACAUUGUGUGUAGCAGGAUAUUUAUAAUAGUGUGCACUAGUACUGUAAGGUUUGUAGAUUUUCUUCUGCACAUACCUGCUGGGACUUCCUCAUACCUGGACUGAGAUUGUAAUCGGUUAUUGUUUGAUCAGUGUUCUACACCAGUAAACAAAUUUACAUAAAAUUAUUGCUGAUGUUUUAUUGUAUAUAUUAAAUAUUCUAUUAUUGGGUUCCACAUGAA
Protopterus annectens (West African lungfish) is the source of this 1265-nucleotide messenger RNA. RefSeq names its product ATPase H+ transporting V1 subunit F (gene ATP6V1F). The transcript has 2 exons. Gene Ontology annotation, biological process: proton transmembrane transport. The coding region runs from base 127 to 486 and encodes 119 amino acids. Lineage: Eukaryota; Metazoa; Chordata; Ceratodontiformes; Protopteridae. Gene Ontology annotation, cellular component: membrane; proton-transporting V-type ATPase, V1 domain. The record is from RefSeq and is a predicted model, not a curated record. Gene Ontology annotation, molecular function: proton-transporting ATPase activity, rotational mechanism.